This is a messenger RNA of Vidua chalybeata, 1676 nucleotides long. RefSeq names its product ADP ribosylation factor like GTPase 2 (gene ARL2). Gene Ontology annotation, molecular function: GTP binding; GTPase activity. Lineage: Eukaryota; Metazoa; Chordata; Aves; Passeriformes; Viduidae. Bases 37 to 591 code for a protein of 184 amino acids. The record is from RefSeq and is a predicted model, not a curated record. Gene Ontology annotation, biological process: protein folding. The transcript is spliced from 5 exons. Gene Ontology annotation, cellular component: microtubule cytoskeleton; cytoplasm.
GCGGGGCCGGAGGGGCGGGGCCGGCGCGCGGCCGCCAUGGGGCUGCUGACGAUCCUGAAGAAGCUCCGCGAGAAGGAGCGAGAACUGCGGCUGCUCGUGCUGGGAUUGGACAACGCCGGGAAGACGACGCUGCUGAAGCGGCUGAACGGGGAGGACGUGGGGGGCACCUCCCCCACCCUGGGCUUCAACAUCAAAACCCUGGAGCACCGCGGGUUCCAGCUGCACGUGUGGGACGUGGGCGGGCAGCGCUCGCUCCGCUCCUACUGGCGCAAUUACUUUGAGAGCACGGACGCGCUGCUCUGGGUGGUGGACAGCAGCGACCGGCAGCGGCUGCGGCUCUGCGCCCGCGAGCUGCGCGGCCUGCUGCGCGAGGAGCGCCUGGCCGGGGCCACCCUGCUCGUGUUCGCCAACAAGCAGGACCUGCCGGGGGCGCUGCCGGCCGCCGACAUCCGGGAGGCCCUGGAGCUGGACUCCAUCCGCAGCCACCGCUGGCGCAUCCAGGGCUGCUCGGCCUUCACCGGCCGCGACCUCCUGCCCGGCCUGGACUGGCUGCUGGACGAGCUCGGGGCGCGGCUCUGCCCGCCCGACUGAGCCGGGGCAGCCGGGGGGACCCUGCACUGGCCAGAGCGACCCGAGUGACCCUGAGUGACCCCGAGGGACCCUGAGUGACCCCUGCACUGGCCAGAGCGACCUGAGUGACCCUGAGUGACCCUGAGUGACCCCGAGGGACCCUGAGUGACCCCUGCACUGGCCAGAGCGACCUGAGUGACCCUGAGUGACCCUGAGUGACCCCUGCACUGGCCAGAGCGACCUGGGGGACCCUGAGUGACCCUGAGUGACCCUGAGUGACCCCGAGGGACCCUGAGUGACCCCUGCACUGGCCAGAGCGACCUGAGUGACCCUGAGUGACCCAGAGUGACCCCUGCACUGGCCAGAGCGACCUGAGUGACCCAGAGUGACCCUGAGUGACCCAGAGUGACCCCUGCACUGGCCAGAGCGACCUGAGUGACCCAGAGUGACCCAGAGUGACCCAGAGUGACCCCUGCACUGGCCAGAGCGACCUGAGUGACCCUGAGUGACCCCGGGGGACCCUGAGUGACCCUGAGUGACCCUGAGUGACCCUGAGUGACCCCUGCACUGGCCAGAGCGACCUGAGUGACCCUGAGUGACCCCUGCACUGGCCAGAGCGACCUGGGGGACCCUGAGUGACCCCGAGGGACCCCGAGUGACCCUGAGUGACCCAGAGUGACCCCUGCACUGGCCAGAGCGACCCGAGGGACCCUGAGUGACCCUGAGUGACCCCUGCACUGGCCAGAGCGACCCGAGGGACCCUGAGUGACCCUGAGUGACCCCGAGGGACGCCUGCACUGGCCAGAGCGACCCAAGUGACCCUGAGUGACCCAGAGUGGCCCUGAGUGACCCCGAGGGACCCCUGCACUGACCAGAGUGACCCGAGUGACCCCGAGUGACCCCUGCACUGGCCAGAGCGACCCCUGUGCCCCCCGGUCUGACCCCAGCCCGGGAACCCCCGAACCGAGGCAGCCCCAAAAUCCGAGACCCCCCCCAGAGCCCCCUGGGAUGGGGGAGGGGGUCCUGACCAGAGCGGACCUGGGGGGUCUGGGGGGGUCCCGGGGGGUCCCGGCCCCGCCGGUGCCAAUAAAGCCGCUGGAAAUGUG